GCGAGAACGAAAAUUCCCAGCGCUUCUGGGUCUUGCUCUUGCCGUUCGCUCCUAAGGUCCAGUCUGAGCAAGCAGUUCAAUUAUCUGAGAUAAAGCCUACUGUUGUAUUACAUGCGGCUGGCAUCAUGGGGACAAGGAGGGAGCUUUGUUACUAGCUGUGUGUGAGAAGCUUGACAUUUUCACUCCGGCAUUUCUUUGGACACCUCUCCCUAUUUCUGGGUCUUUCGGCGGCCGUGGUCCUAUUAGUGAGUUUCCAAGAUGGCGGCGCCGUUGGCGGUAAUUUCAGCUGCCAGUUUGUGGGGUCCCUACAAAGACAUUUGGCAGGCGGUCCAGAAUGCUGUCUCGAAAAGGCAACCUGAAGCGAUACAUCUUCUUGACCAGAUUUUAAAGAAACAUAAACCUGACUUUAUAUCACUCUUCAGAAAUCCGCCGAAGAAUGCCCAGCAGCAUGAAAAGGUUCAGAAAGCAAAUACAGAAGGAGUUGCUAUCCAGGGUCAACAGGGAACCAGACUGUUACCAGAACAGCUCAUUAGAGAGGCCUUCAUUCUGAGUGAUCUUUUUGAUAUUGGGGAACUUGCAGCUGUUGAACUCCUCUUGGCUGGUGAGCACCAACAACCUCGUUUUCCUGGCCUAACCAGGGGCUUAGUAGCUGUUCUCUUAUAUUGGGAUGGCAAGCGCUGCAUCGCAAAUUCAUUGCGAACACUCAUUGAGUCUCGACGAGGCAAGACAUGGACGCUGGACCUCAGUCCUGAGUUGGUGUCCAUAACAACACGUUUUACAGACGAACUGAUGGAGCAGGGUUUAACUCAUAAAAUUCUGACUUUGGUGUCUCAAAUUGAUGUGAACACUGAAUUUGAGAAACUACAGAGAGAGCGAGGGCUGGGCAGUGAGAAACAUCGCAAAGAGGUUGCUGAUCUCAUCAAGGAGUGUCGACAGGCAUUGGCUGAGAGCUUGUUUGUUUGGUCAUGUCAGUCACCCCUGAGCAGGGAUGAUACUUUAAUCCUUAUUUCUUACUUGGAGAAAGUGACUGUGGAAGCUGAUGGCUCAUUGGACAGAGUAAACUUGGCUCUUCUUAUGGCCCUUCUCUAUUGCUUUGAUGUUAGCUUUCUAGAACAAGGCACUGAAGAUCGAGAUGAGCUGAUGCAUCAGUUGCCACUUCUAAGAGAUAGACAAUAUAUAGCUGCAAUCCACACACGCCUUCAGGAAUCGCGACCUUGGAAACUACCAGGACUUCAAGCAACUGUUAGAUUAGCUUGGGCACUAGCAUUGCGUGGAAUUUCACAGUUCUCUGAUGUGACAGCACUUACAGAAUUCACUGAGGCAGAUGAAGCAAUGGCAGAAUUAGCAAUCGCAGAUAAUAUUUUUUUGUUCCUUUCUGAAUCUGUGGUGAGAGCUGAAAACUUCUACCAAGAGGAAUUUUUCAUACGCAGAAUCCACAACCUCGUCACAGGUUUUCUUGCACUCAUGCCAAUGAAAGUAAAACAGCUGCGGAAUCGUGCUGAUGAAGAUACUCGCAUGAUCCACAUGAGUAUACAGAUGGGUAAUGAGCCACCUCUUUCUCUUAGGAGGGAUCUGGAGCAUCUGAUGCUUUUAAUUGCUGAGUUAUACAAGAAGGAUCCUUUUAAUUUGGAACUUGCUCUUGAAUACUGGUGCCCUACAGAGCCUCUGCAGAGCUCCACCAUCAUGGGGUCCUAUCUUGGGAUAGCACAUCAGAGACCACCUCAGCGUCAGGUUGUUUUGUCUAAAUUUGUGAGGCAGAUGGGAGAUCUCCUCCCCUCCACAAUUUACAUUGCUUAUCUGAAAAUGCUCCAGGGAUUGGCCAGUGGGCCUCAGUGUGCUCAUUACUGCUUUACUUUGCUAAAGGUCAAUGGCAGCAGUAAUGCUGAAAACAUCCAAGGAGCAGGUGGCAGUCCUGUCUCCUGGGAGCAUUUCUUCCACUCUUUGAUGCUGUAUCAUGAACACUUACGGAAAGAUUUGCCAAGUGCAGACAGCAUUCAGUAUCGUCACCUCCCUCUCAGAGGCAUCACCCAGAAGGAACAGGAUGGACUGAUUGCUUUUCUACAGCUUACCAGCACUAUAGUGAAGUGGAGUGAGAAUGCUCGCUUGGCUCUCUGUGAACAUCCUCAGUGGACCCCAGUGGUGGUUGUUUUGGGACUUCUGCAAUGUAGUAUCCCUCCUAUCUUGAAGGCAGAGUUAUUAGAGACUCUUGAAGCCUUUGGGAAAUCUCCUGAAAUUGCUGCUUCUCUAUGGCAGUCAUUGGAAUACACACAGGUACUGCAAACAGUAAGAACUCCAGGUCAGAAACAAGCCAUUGGCAUUGAGGUUGAAUUGAAUGAGAUUGAAUCUCGGUGUGAAGAGUACCCUUUAACACGUGCCUUCUGCCACCUCAUUAGCACACUGGUAGAGAGUUCAUUUCCUUCUAACCUGGGGGCUGGGUUGCGUCCCCCAGGCUUUGACCCCUAUCUGCAGUUCCUGAGAGAUUCUGUGUUUCUUCGGUUUCGUACAAGGGCCUAUCGGAAAGCUGCUGAAAAGUGGGAAGUAGCUGAGGCAGUUCUGGAAGUUUUUUACAAAUUGCUGAGAGAUUACGAACCUCAGCUGGAAGAUUUUGUAGACCAGUAUGUAGAGUUGCAAGGAGAAGAAAUUAUGGCUUAUAAACCACCAGGAUUUAAUCUGAUGUAUCAUCUGUUGAAUGAGUCACCAAUGCUGGAACUCUGUCUUAGCUUGCUGGAAGAAGGGGUUAAACAGUUAGAUACCUAUGCUCCUUUUCCUGGAAAGAAGCAUUUGGAGAAAGCAGUACAGUAUUGCCUUGGGCUUCUCAAUCUGACUCUAAAGAAGGAGAAUCUUUUCAUGGACUACUUAAGGGAAAGCCACCUCUCCCUGAUUGUCACACCACUAGAGCAGCUGCUGCAGGGAAUUAACCCUCGAACUAAAAAGGCAGACCACGUCGUGAACAUUGCCAGGUACCUUUAUCAUGGCAGUACCAAUCCUGAACUGGCAUUUGAAAGUUCCACGAUCCUGCAUGACAUUUCUCGCAAUUCUAACAUUCAGGCCAAACUAAUUGGAGACUUCACACAGGACCAGAGUAUUAGCCAGAAACUGAUGGCUGGAUUUGUGGAAUGUUUGGAUUGCGAAAAUGCAGAAGAAUUAAAUAAUUCUGUUGAAGAACUUGAAGCUGAAAAGAAGCAGGCCCCAAUCUACCAUGAGACAAGGAUUAAGAUCCUGAACCUUCUCAUCAUCUCUCUGGAGUGCAGCCCACCCAAUCUUGCUCUGUAUCUUCUGGGAUAUGAACUCAAGAAACCUGUCAGCAACACCAACUUGCAGGACCCAGGUGUUUUGGGUUGUCCUCGUACUUGUCUUCAUGCUAUUUUGAACAUACUGGAAAGUGGUACUGAAACCAGGGCUGGUCCCACAGCUGUUCGAGAAUCUCCUCAUCUAGCAGAGUUGUGUUAUCAGGUGAUCUAUCAAUUGUGUGCCUGCUCAGACACUUCAGGCCCAACUAUGAGAUAUUUGAGGACCAGUCAGGAUUUCUUAUUCUCUCAGUUACAGCAUUUACCAUUUUCAGUCAAAGAGCAUGAGAUUGCAACCUUGAACCAGAUGUCAUGGCUUAUGAAAACUGCAUCAAUAGAAUUGCGUGUCACUUCACUGAACCGUCAGCGUUCCCACACACAGAGACUCUUAAACCUUCUUCUGGAUGACAUGCCCGUGAAAUCUUACCUAGCUGAUGGUGAAGGAGGGAUUGAAGAUGAAAGUCGGUCUGUCACUGGGUUUCUGCACGUUGACACUGCUUCCAAAGUACGCAGAAAAAUCUUGAGCAUCCUGGACUCCAUUGACUUCAGUCAAGAGAUCCCAGAACCUUUGCAGCUGGAUUUUUUUGACCGUGCUCAAAUUGAGCAGGUCAUUGCCAACUGUGAAAACAGAAGCGCACGUGGGCCAGUUAUCUGCAAUGUCAAGCAUCUUCACAAAGUUCUGGUCGCUGAAGUUAAUGCCCUGCAAGGAAUGGCAGCCCUUGGGCAGAGACCUCUACUCAUGGAGGAAAUCAACACAAUUCUCCAAUAUGUUGUGGAACGGAACAAGCUUCUUCAGUGUCUCUAUGCCAAGCGGCAUGCACUAGAAUCCUGGAGGCAGUUGGUGGAAAUUAUAUUAACUGCCUGUCCACAGGACCUUAUACAAUCUGAAGAGAGGCAGCUUAUUAUUCGUGAUCUCUUGCAGGAUUUGCAUGACAAAAUCCUGAAUGAUGAUGCAGCGCAAGAGUUAAUGCCAGUUGUGGCAGGAGCUGUGUUCACUCUGACAGCCCACUUAAGCCAAGCUGUGCGAACAGAGCAAAAGGAGCCACUUGUUGUCCCUAUGCCGGAGCACUCCCAGUUUGUCUUGAUGCUGGAUGGUUCCUUCGCAGCCCCACCUGGUUCUGAAGGCAUGGCUGUGGGAUUUGCACCUAUUGGAGACUCCUCUCUCCAUAUCAUAUUGAGAAAAAUUCUGGAUUUUAUUUUGAAAACAGGUGGUGGAUUCCAGCGAGUGAGAACUCACCUGUAUGGAUCAUUGCUGUACUACUUACAGAUUGCUCAGAGACCAGAUGAACCAGACACCUUGGAAGCAGCCAAGAAGACCAUGUGGGAGCGUCUGACAGCUCCUGAAGAUGCUUUUAGCAAACUGCAGCGAGAAAACAUGGCAAUUAUUGAAAGCUAUGGUUCUGCCCUCAUGGAGGUGGUCUGCCGAGAUGCCUGUGAUGGCCAUGAGAUAGGACGAAUGCUAGCACUGGCUUUACUUGAUCGCAUCUUCUCUGUGGAUAAGCAGCACCAAUGGUUGCUGUACCUUUCCAACAGUGGCUACCUAAAAGUGCUUGUGGACAGCCUAGCGGAUGAUGACCUCAAGCUGCAAAGCUUGCUUACACCCCAACCUCCUUUACUCAAGGCAUUGUACACUUAUGAGUCAAAAAUGGCAUUCUUGACCAAGGUGGCUAAAAUACAGCAGGGAGCGCUGGAGUUACUGAGAUCUGGAGUGAUUGUGAAGCUUGCACAGUGUCAGGUUUAUGACAUGCCACCUCAAGCUGAUCAGCAGGGACUAUUUGGUAUGCGAGAGCCUCCAGUCUUCAUUCCUGCCCCUGUAGAACGCUAUCGCCAGAUUCUUCUGCCAGCUCUCCAGUUGUGCCAGGUUAUUCUCACAUCUAGCAUGGCACAGCAUGUACAAGCUGCAGGUCAGGUUUUGCAGUUUCUAAUAGCUCAUUCAGAUACUAUCCAGUCAAUCCUGCGGUGCCAGGAAGUCAGUGCGGGAUCCUUGCAAGAACUGGCUUUACUAACUGGGAUAAUCAGCAAAGCUGCUCUGCCUGGUGUGUUAGGAGACUUGGACAUCGAUAUCAAUGAAGGGAUGCAUAUUGAACUACAAGGACACAUAGGGCGAUUUCAGCGUCAGUGCCUGGGCCUUUUAACCAGGUUUGGUGGUUCAGACAGACUGCGUCAGUUUAAGUUACAAGAAGAUCAUGUUGAAGGAGACAGACUGAACAAGAGGGAUGAAAUCGAGCUGGCCAUGCAACAGAUCUGUGCCAAUGUAAUGGAAUACUGCCAGUCGCUGAUGGUACAGUGUGCUCCCACUUUUGAGCACACAGUGUGCCUCUUCACUCCAAGUCUUUCUGAGUCCACCAAUCGAGAUGGAUCUCGACAAGAUGCACAAACACCAGUAAUCCCAUAUUGGCGUCUGCCUGGCCUGGGUAUCAUUGUCUAUCUGUUAAAACAGAGUGCUAAUGACUUCUUCAGUUACUAUGAUAGCCAUCGUCAGAGUGUUAACAAGCUGCAGAAUGUGGAACAACUACCACCAGACGAGAUAAAAGAGCUGUGCCAGUCAGUCAUGCUAGCUGGAAUUGACAAAAUUUCAACUGCCCAAAAAUACAUCUUGGCCAGGCGUCGUUUAGUGAAGCUGAUAAACAACAGAGCCAAGUUGCUUUCACUGUGUUGCUAUAUCCUAGAAACAUGUCUUUUUAUUCUUUGGCGGCAUCUGGAAUACUACCUGCUGCACUGCACCCCCACAGAUUCCCAAGACUCUCUUUUGGCCUCCCGGACUCCAUUUAAGAGCAGAAGACUACAGGAUUCCUUCAGUUCAGGGCCAAACCUGGAUUUUAGAAGUGGACUGAGUAGAGUCAGCCAACACGAUAUAGAUCAGCUUCAGAUUGAAGCUACCAACAGUUUUGGGGAAUCGCUGCAGAAGAAGCUCCUUGAUAUUGAAGGCUUAUAUUCUAAGGUCCGGUCACGCUACACUUUCAUUCAAGCACUUGUGAGACGUAUCCGUGGUCUCCUAAGGAUAUCCAGGACCUGAAGGACUUCUGGUUGUGCCUCACUGAAAUUUUUGUAAAAGUGACGUUUUCUAAAUUAUGAUCAAAUUUUUUUGCUACAUUUUCAUUCCAACAGUUUUGUGUAUUCUUCCUAUUCCCAUCUACUGAGAAAAAGACUUUGAAAAAAUGAUGUAUGAAGCUCUUUGUUCAAGAAUAAAACAAAUUAUUACAAAAA
Hemicordylus capensis (graceful crag lizard) is the source of this 6494-nucleotide messenger RNA. RefSeq names its product nucleoporin 205 (gene NUP205). NCBI's taxonomy places the organism in Eukaryota, Metazoa, Chordata, Lepidosauria, Squamata, Cordylidae. Gene Ontology annotation, biological process: nuclear pore organization. The record is from RefSeq and is a predicted model, not a curated record. Gene Ontology annotation, cellular component: nuclear pore inner ring; nuclear pore. Gene Ontology annotation, molecular function: structural constituent of nuclear pore. Bases 259 to 6303 code for a protein of 2014 amino acids. The transcript has 43 exons.